AUGGCCGAACAUGGGACCGAUGAGCCAUCCUCCAGGACAGGGAGUCCCAACGGAGAAGGUCGGGCCUCUGGGGACAGACUGUUACUGCAUCAGAGGCUGGCUGUCAGAGAGCUCAUCGACACUGAGGUCUCCUACCUGCAUCUGCUCCACCUCUGUGCCUCAGACAUCAGGAGCCGCCUGCGGCAGCUGCUGCCCCAGGGAGAUCUGGAGGUCCUGUUCUCAAACAUCGAUGAUGUCAUUGAGGUGAACAGCAGAUUUCUUCAUGAUCUCCAAGAGACAGCAUCCAGGGAAGAGGAUCAAGUGCACUUAAUUAGUAACUUAUUCCUGGAAUUCCAAGAAGAGCUGGAACGAGUCUAUAAGGUCUACUGUGCCAGCUACGACCAGGCCUUGCUGCUGGUGGAGACCUACCGGAAGGAGCCAGAGCUGCAGCGAGAGAUCCAGGGCGUCCUUGAGGCAGUGGUGCCACAAGCUGGGCGCUCAGGCCUCAGUUUCUUACUGGUAAGCCCUCUGCAGAGGAUUACCAAGUACCCACUGCUGCUGCAGAAAAUCCUGGAGAACACAGUCCCUGAUGCCAGUGCCUACCCUGUGCUUCAGAGGGCUGCCUCUGCCCUCCAAGAUGUGAACACCAACAUCAAUGAGUACAAGAGGCGCAAGGAAGUGGCCUCCAAGUACACCAAAGUGGGGCAGCUGACGCUCCGGGAGAGGCUGGCCCGGAUCAAUGCUCACACCCUCUCCAAGAAGACCACCAGGUUGAGCCAGCUGCUGAAGCAGGAGGCAGGGCUCGUGCCCAAGACAGAAGACAAGGAAUUCGAUGACUUAGAAGAGGAGUUCCACUGGGUGACGCUGUGUGUGACCGAGCUGAAGAACAACGUGGCUGUUUACAUGGAUCAUCUGGAGGCUUUCCUCCGCCUCAGGCCCCAGGAAUACGACCUGGACGUCCCCGGGGGGCCCGUGGUGCAGUACUGCAGCCUGAUGGGAGACCUCCAGCUCCAGGCCUUCCCCGACUUUAAGCAGCGCCUGGAAGGCCUGGUGUGGCAGCCGUUGUGCAGCCUGGCCAGAGCGCUGGCUGGCCCGCAGAACCUGAUCAAGAAGCGUCUGGACAAACUCCUGGACUUUGAGAGGGUGGAAGAGAAGCUGUUGGAGGUGGGCAGCGUGACGUACGAGGAGCAGGAGGCCCGGCACACGUACCAGGCUCUCAACUCCCUGCUCGUGGCCGAACUCCCGCAGCUCAAGCAGCUGGCCGUGCGGUGGCUGGGCCAGAUCCUGUGCACAUUCGUGGACCUCCAGAGGGACCUUGCGAAGCAAGUGCUGCAGAGGGCAGAGGGCAGCUUGGCCCAGCUGCCUCACCACCACCUCUCCGAGCCGGCCUUCAAGAAGCUGGUGGAGGACGUGCUGGGCCAGACUGGUCACCAGCUUCGCUCCUUUCAAGAGAACUUCAAGAAAGUGCUGCCGCCCCCCGCCAUACAGCCGCUCCUUCCGGGCGCUGAACGCCAGGUGCAGGCACUGCUGAGCAAGUACGGCCCGGAGAAGCUGUACCAGGUGACGGGCAACAUCAGUGGGGAUGGGCCCCUGGAGCUGACGCUGCUGCGGGGCCAGAUUGUGGCUCUCCUCCAAAGCAAGGACACCAAAGGCAACAGCAGCCGCUGGCUGGUGGACACGGGGGGGCAUCGAGGGUACGUGCCAGCUGGGAAACUGGAGCCGUACCGUGUCAUCCCCGGUCAGGAGGAGGUCAAAGAGCAGGCGCAGCCUCACAAGGACUCCUGUCAUCUGAUACCAGAGCCCACCCCAGCCGCCGCAGUCCCCUCUGUCCCAACAGUGCCCCAGGUAGUGGCAGUGUACCCCUUCAUGGCCAGAAGCAGCCACGAAGUGAGUCUGCAGGCAGGCCAGCUGGUGACCAUCCUGGAGGCCAAGGACAAGAAGGGGAACCCAGAAUGGAGCCUCGUGGAAGUGAAUGGGCAGAAAGGCUAUGUGCCUUCCAGCUUCCUGGCCAGGACCCCGAGCCCCGCUCCGUGGGGCUGGAGUCUGCCCUCUUAGGGUGCCCUCCGUGGAGCCCGUGUUGCCAGAGGGCUGAGGAGGCUUAGAUGCUGUGACCCUGGUAGAGAAGGGAAGCCAAGAGAAGGCGGGGCAGGGAGAGGAAUUCAGGCCAAGGUUGGGUGAAGGGCGGCCCGAGGAGGUGGGUGGGCCUUGAAGAGUACCUGGCCUGACCGGGGUGAGCUUGGAAGGCUCCAGACAGAACCAUGCAUUAUGUCUGCAAAGAAGGUGGUUCCCAUCUAAAGUCAGAGCAGCCCAGAUGGCAGGUCCGACUGAUAAGGACUUGCUGCAGCCUAUGGCCAAUCUUACCUGUGCUUUCACCCAGCGCCGCCCACGUGAAGGGCACCCUUGUGCGAUGGGGUUACAGGGACACAUGGGAGAAGUCUAGGCCUACCUGCCCUGGCAGUUCACUUCCUUCAUGUGGCAUUAGGAGACGCCACCGCCCACCAGUCAUCUUUUAUUUCUCCACGCUGGGAGCCGAGCUAUCCCUGGCAGCGAUGGGAAGCCCCCCUAGAGCAGGGAAGCCAGCCCACAUGCGUGGGGCGUGUGGAAAGGUUCUCUGGAGAUUGUUGGCUGGGCCUGGGAGUGGGCGCUGCCACGUCUCAGUUCUGGAAUGUGUUUAGGCAAAUUUAGAGGCUGUUCCCAGGGAGGGGGGGGAUUUUGAAGAUGUGUUGGGUGUGGUGCAUGUAGCACGCAGCUUCUGCUUACUCUGGAUUUGGGAACAAAGGAUAUACAAAUUCCAGAGGCAACUAUGUGCUGAGAUCAAAUGCCUGGUGGGUGGGGGAAUUUAGGCAUUGGCUUAGUUUCCUGUUUCUGGAAGUUGGGAGCCAGGGGAAUCACCCCCUCUCCUCUCCCCCCUCCCCCAUGGUUUCAGGGCCUGGAGGCAGCAGUGAAU
Molecule: messenger RNA, 2926 nt
Organism: Suricata suricatta (meerkat)
Lineage: Eukaryota; Metazoa; Chordata; Mammalia; Carnivora; Herpestidae
Gene: ARHGEF37
Product: Rho guanine nucleotide exchange factor 37
Exons: 12
Coding region: 1-2034 (677 amino acids)
Cellular component (GO): cytoplasm
Molecular function (GO): guanyl-nucleotide exchange factor activity; protein binding
Source: RefSeq, a predicted model, not a curated record